CCCAAACUUCCACUAAUCACCAAGAAUCAAGUGGGUACAACAAGUUCUCCUCUCUAGUAAACACUAGAGGCAUACACAAUCAUCAAGGAGCAACCUUGGAACAAACAACAAUCAACAAUUCACCAUAAAAUGGAGUAAAAACUCCCAAAAACGCAGGUCUGAAAACGCAGCAAGAAAACCACCUUCCGGGCAUCAAAACGAGAAACUGACCGUUGGAUUUGAAGAGGAGUAUGUGAGGAACAAUAUACUAAAAUUUGAGUACGAUCGGACUUCGUUUGGCCUUCGAUCCGGACGAGAAAAGUGGCUGCUGCACAGUGGCAGAAACCUGAUUUUUCUUCCUCUUCUCCUGCGUUAGCUACUGCCCCUUUUUCCUCUCCACUUCUUUUUGCUUUUGUGCUACCUUAUCUCUUUCACUCUUUUUUUUUCAUUUAUUUAGUAUAUGGGCCACCAUAAAACAUUUGGGCUCAAGCUUUACACACAAAAAAUAAGCCAAAAUAUAAAAGAUAGAUGUAAACAGAAAGAGGGGAGGGUGCCGUUUGCAAUAGGGCGGGGGGAGGAAGGGUGCGACGUAUACACGGGGCGGUGGGUCCGGGACGAGGAAUCUCGACCGCUGUACGAGGAAUCCGACUGCCCCUAUCUUCUUCCUCAGCAAACAUGCGCCGCCCAUGGCCGCCCCGACAAAGAUUACCUCUACUGGAAAUGGAAACCCCAUGGCUGCUCCCUCCCGAGGAGACUCAUUAAGCAGAGGCCAUUACUCUUCCAUGCUUUGCCUUCUUCAGAAAACCAUUCCCCACAAUGCCAAACCCCUUGAACAAGUUGGGCAAAGAACUGUUUUUACAGCCAAGGAAUACAAUGCGACGAUAGAAUUCUAUUGGAUGCCAUUGCUUUUGGAGUCGAACGCAGAUAAUCCGGGGAAGCAUAGAGUGGAUGAUAGAAUUGUAAGGAUGGGUUCAAUUCAUAAGCAUGCACAACAUUGGAAGGGUGUCCAUAUUUUGGUUCUCCACUCUUAUCUUUGGUGGUUCAAAGAUGAAUACUUCAAAAUUUUAAAAGGAGGAUCGUUUGAGGAUGAAGUGAAAGACGUAGAGGAAGUGCUCUCGAAAGACGCGUAUCGUAUGGGUUUGCAGAGCAUGUUGGAAUGGUUGAAGAAGAACAUCGAUCCGACCGAAACACGAGUGUUUUUCACCGGCAUGUCGCCGACUCAUGGAAGGAGUGUUGAAUGGGGCGGGGAGCGGAAUGGCAGCUGCUACAACGAAACGAGCAUGGUACACGACCUAAAUUACGAAGGGCCAAAGUCGUGGAAAGAGACUGUACGAAUAAUAGACGAAGUUCUUGUUAGCGAGUCGCGAAUAAUAACAAUUCUCAACAUCACAAAGCUAACAACUUAUAGGAAAGAUGGGCACACAUCUAUAUACAAGAAACAAUGGGGGUCCUUGAGUCAAGAGCAACUUGCCAAUCCUGUGAGCUAUGCUGAUUGUAUCCAUUGGUGUUUGCCUGGUGUUCAAGACACUUGGAGAACCUCAGGCAUACAAAUCAAAUAUGACAAUCAAGGGUUUCUUUCCUCUGCUUCUUCCUCGUCAUCUUCUUCUUCCAAGCCUCUUCAGCAGAAACCGCCUGCAACAAUGGGGAAAAAAUCAAAGUCGUCCAGGAAGGGGAAGAAGGCGUGGAGAGCCAAUAUAAGCACUGAAGAUAUCGAGGACUUUUUCGACAAUUCCAUCAAAGAUGCCCUCUCCGGCGGCUCUCUCGCCGAUGUUCCUAGCGACUCCCUUGCCUACGUUGACAAGUCCGGCGAUAUUCCAGCCAGGAAGAAAAUUGAAAAAAAGAGGGACAAAAUGCUUCAUUAUGAGAGUUUGCUGCAGAAAAAUGUAUUUGUUAAACCAGUACCAUCUUCAUGUACUAAAAAGUCUAAGAUGAAAAGUAAAGGGGCUAAAAAGGCAGAUGAUUCUGCUCAAGUGUGUGAAAAGGAUGCUGCUGUUGCUACUUGUUCUGGCAUUGUUGGCAUAUGGAAUGAAACAGGUGAGCAGAAUGUCAAAAGAAAAAAGAUGUCCAAGACUUCUAUUAUACCUGCAGUAGAAGUUGAUCCACCAGGGUGCUCAUUCAAUCCACCCCCUGAAAGCCACCAGGAUGCAUUAGCAGCGGCAGUUGCUGAUGAAAUGCAGAAAGUUUAUCAGGAUGAGUUGGGGCCCGAGCCUGUUCCUUUAACUGUUCCUGGAGAUACAGUUGAUGAAGAAAAUUUGUAUUUCCUUGAUGUGGAUGAUGAAAGUGAUGCUGAUGGUGAAAAUAUGGCAGAAGAUGGAAACCUGGAACCAGAGAAUAGGAUGAAAAAAACCAAAGUGGUGACAAGAGUUGAAAAGAACAAGAGGGCAAGGCGCAAAGAACAGUUAAAAGCUGAAGCGGAAGCCCAAAAGGUGAAGAACCUUUCUAAAGAAAUCGACAGCGUGAAAAAUAUAAUUCAAGAAAUAGCCAAAGAGGAUGAAGAGAAGCAGAAAAGACAUCUCCGCCGUGUUGUUUCAAAACUAGAAAGGCUAAAAUCUUGUCCACCGCGUCUUGGGAAGCGCAAAUUUCACCCUGCUCCUGUUCAAGUUCUAUUAUCAGAAGAGAUCACAGGUUCCCUCCGGCAAUUAAAGGGAUGUUGUACCCUCGCAAAGGACCGAUUCAAGAGCCUUGAGAAAAGAGGACUUGUUGUCCCAUCAAAAAAAUCUGGCAGGAGGUGAUUAUGAAUUCAUGGACCAGUAGCUAUGCCAUUGGCGUAUGGUAUGCAGACUUCGGCAGUGACUACCCCGUCCCGGUUUUUUUUUUUAAUUUUUUGUUCUUCAAGUUUUUACUUUUUUACCACACUGGAAAAAUGGGUUGUUGUAGUUCAAAAUUAGAGCAGGAAACAAAUAUUUAGGUUUUAGACAUGACUUUGGGAGAUUUUUUUUAUUUGAGGUUAUUUUACUAUUGUAUGAUAUCAACAAAAAUACACAAGGUGAGUGUUGUUAGACCUUAUCCCUAUCAUUUGAGGAAUUUACUCUAUUUUAAAUGAUUUUCUUUGGUUUUUAAACCAAAAAUUUUCUGAUUAAUGAGGUUUCUAGCGGUGUUUUUGGUUAUACAUAAAAAUUAGAUACCAUG
This is a messenger RNA of Cuscuta campestris, 3108 nucleotides long. The record is from the annotation of a GenBank genome assembly. Lineage: Eukaryota; Viridiplantae; Streptophyta; Magnoliopsida; Solanales; Convolvulaceae.